AUGUACAUCACCGACGGACGUUCCGAACCGAUUUUGUUGGCGAUUUUCUAUCUGAAAUCGCGUGGCGUCGAAUCGGCAUACGAGUGGAUCUAUAGCGGAGUUCAAGUGCUCGAGGGCUUGCUCAUUGUUGUUUGCGGCGGUUUUCUGGUAAGUGCUACUAGGUCACGCAAAAAAUAUUUCCUGUUUUUGCAGAUUUUCACAGUUUACAUGGCGUUAUACACGAAACUAUUCCACUUCAACAUCACCAUCAUCUUCUCGGUGUUCAUGCUGCACUGGUUCGAGUUGCUCGCCUCGAAACUGCUUCUAACUCCGUACCAGGAAGGAUUCGUGCCGCUCAACGUCUCCGAUCCCCGUCCCGGAUGCUUACUUCACUACACUUUCGACGAAGACGUCAUCCACGUCGCCGAUUUGAAGAGCGUCGUGCCGAUGCUGGUCGGCGCCGGCGCUCGGAUCCGCUACAUGCUGCUGGUGUGCUUCGCGUUGCCGUGCAUCGCAGUCGAACGAUGUUGUGCCACGUGGCAUGUCACGUGAGAUUGUCCUAACGUAUGGUGCAUCGGCGGCCUGUUUCAGAGAUUACGAGCAGAAAAAGCGUGGCUACAUUUCUGCGGCGCCCAUACUUUUGUCGGAAAUCUUGGCAACUCUGGGCGCCUGGGCUACCACCUAUCAGAUCGUUUCACCUCUUUUUCUGGCCGUCACCGCCGCACUCUUACAGACUUUUUCCUACGUGGUAGGCUUGACUGUUUCUAAAAUCGUAUUUUUCUCGAUUUCAGUGCUUCCGAUCGAUCGAAUCGUUCACAAAACGGUACGAGACAAAGUGUCAGAACAACGCAAGUUUCUACAGUCUUUCUGUCAAAUUUCAACUCACUGAAAACUUUCGAUCCCUCAAGGUUCGUCGAUACCGUCAACCCCCAUUGAAUAAGUAUAUUGUCAGGUAAUACACGUGGUCAUCGUCCACGUGGCAGUCAUGAUCAUUACGGUGGCGGUGACGAUCGUGCUCGCGUGGCUCAACCUCAUCUCCGCCGAACUCAUCGUGCUCGUUUUUGUCGGCAUCGAAAAGUUUAUGCAUGUGUGAGUUUUCCGUCUUCCGGACCAGAGAUGUUGGGAAUUCCGUGUUCCGUGUUCCGUGUUCCGCGUUUUUUUGCAAUAUUUUUUCCGUGUUCCGUGUUCCGUGUUCCGUAGAAAUGAGUUUUUUUCCGUUUUCCGUGUUCCGUGUUCCGUAUAAACUAUAUUUUCCGCGGAAAAAUUCGAUCACAAAUUUAUCUCCGGAAAGAUUAGGACAAUUGACGUUUUGUGGUCAAAAUUUGAAAAUUUUCGGAUUCGGACCAUAUUCGUGAAAAGUGGAUUCAAUUUUCAGUCGUUUUUUACUGUAGUUGUUUACUGUUGUGUUGUUGGUUUUGUUAUUUUUAUGAAAUUUGCAGUAAGACUUUCACAUGAGUCAAACAGCUGCCUUGUCAGUCAGAUAAUCGAAUUAAACAAAACAUUAUUUUAAAAAAAAUCACUGGAAUUCUCUUGAAAACGCUUUUUUCCGUGUUCCGUAAAAAAAAAAUUCCGUGUUCCGUGUUCCGUGUUCCGUAGAAAUAAGCUUUUUCCGUUUUCCGUGUUCCGUGUUCCGUAAAAAAAAAAAUGUUCCGUUUUCCGUGUUCCGUGUUCCGUAGAGUAAAAUGUUUAUUCCCAACAUCUCUGUUCCGGACACGGAAUUGGUAAAGUCUUGAGGAAGUUUGUUCGACUUGCAGCAAUCCGAUGUUCAUCUGCACGGCAGUGUUCUGUGUCCAGCCGCACUGGCUCACAAAGUUUAUUCGUCUGCUGCCGGGCCGUCACAACCGUACGCACGUGGCCGCAAAAUACUCGCAGGAGCACACGACGGGCCGCCGCCAUUUCUCGCCACGUCACUCGUUGGCCGAUCUUCAUUUCGAGCAGUUGAAAAAGUUGUGGUAG
Messenger RNA from Caenorhabditis sp. 36 PRJEB53466, 1935 nucleotides. The record is from the annotation of a GenBank genome assembly. NCBI's taxonomy places the organism in Eukaryota, Metazoa, Nematoda, Chromadorea, Rhabditida, Rhabditidae.